AUGUUCGCUAAGCAUAUCAUCAUCUUUUGCGCAGCCGUUGCAGCUGCCCAAGCCUCUUUAUUCUCUUCUCUCCUCGUCAGUAGUGAAGCCAGUACUUCCAAUAGGCCAGAAAAGGCAUUGGGCAUCUAUGUUUUCAUUUAUGGCAUUAAAGAUGGACUCGGUGACGCCAAUUCCAAAGUAGUUGAAGUAGGCGAUAUCUACGGAAAUAAAAAGGGAUCCUACACAAUUGGUGACACUGAUGGAGGAGCCCGACGAGUCAAUUAUAGUCAUGGAUUUCGAGUCACCGGCAAGACCAAUGAACCUGGAACCACCUCCAAUGCCCCAGCAGUUGACUUCAUUACUAGCCCCUAUGCUGGACCAAUUUCCGAAGUUGUCAACCACGUUGGCUCAGCUGCUCCUGUAAUAGCUAUAGCCCCAGAAAUCACUGCACUAAAAUCGCUAAGCUACCAUCCGAAAAUAUUUGUUGACUAUUAA
Molecule: messenger RNA, 474 nt
Organism: Argiope bruennichi
Lineage: Eukaryota; Metazoa; Arthropoda; Arachnida; Araneae; Araneidae
Product: adult-specific rigid cuticular protein 15.7-like
Exons: 3
Coding region: 1-474 (157 amino acids)
Source: RefSeq, a predicted model, not a curated record